Molecule: messenger RNA, 2460 nt
Organism: Penicillium taxi
Lineage: Eukaryota; Fungi; Ascomycota; Eurotiomycetes; Eurotiales; Aspergillaceae
Product: protein arginine N-methyltransferase
Exons: 4
Coding region: 1-2460 (819 amino acids)
Biological process (GO): regulation of DNA-templated transcription; peptidyl-arginine N-methylation
Cellular component (GO): nucleus; cytosol
Source: RefSeq, a predicted model, not a curated record
AUGGAAGGCUACAGUACCUCUGAAGAUGCUACUCCAAGGUUUUGUAUCGGUCACUAUCAAGCUGACCGUGACAUGAUGGUAUCUACCAGUGUGGUGCAAAAAGUCCAUGAAAGCAACUAUGACAUGAUGACAGUUCCAAUCACAACUGAGCAUUUCCACUCUAGGGUCCUCAGCUUACUAUCUUCCUUUUUGUCUAAUCUGCAAUCACCAGCUUAUGAUCCUAUUGGAACUAUGGGAACUACACAGAAUACCCGGCUUGUAUCAAUACCCCCAUUGUCAAAGCUGGACUCCAACCUUACCCCAAAUGAGGCUACGAGUCAGCUCGUUGGUGUGACAAGUAGCUGGAUUGAUCUUUGCUCACCCGAUCCACUGAUUGCAGACUUGUCCCGCCAGGUUCUUAUGCUGGAAGUUGCAUACGCUGCUUUCUGUGGCAUUGGCUAUCUUUUGAUUCCAAGCCCUAAGCUGCACCAUGGCAGUAUGCACUCGGAAGGAGUUGUACACUAUGCAAAGGUGAUUCAAGAUGCUUUGAGCCUGGGUCCGUUCAUCCAGUUCCAUAUCUGGUUGCGCAUGGUUGAUGAUCCUGACCUUGAAAUGGAAACGAUGGGUGAUUUGGCCCCACUAGCUCGCGAAGAAUACAUCCAGCCUGAGCAAGGUGGAUUGCCAAAGUUAGAUCCAUUUGGAACCUGGGAUGCUUGGGACUUGAUCCGAAAAACUUGUAAAUAUCAUACACGGCUGUUUGUUGCCCUUUCAAUGCCAAAGCAGCUUCCAUCCUUAAGUGUGCUAUCUCGUUGGCAUUCAGAACCCGUGCAUCUGCUUACAAUUGAUGCAUCAUCCUUCCUGAAGAACCAGAAGGGAUUCCCUGUUCUUUCAAAAGCUCAUCAAGCUUUCAUUGCAAAGCUUAUGCGUCUCCGUACUCCACCGUGGAUUAUUCUAUGUGAUGUUGGCCCAAUCCCAGGUAUUGAGAAUGCAGAUGACUCGGGGACAAAGCAGCCUCAUUUAUCUGGAUCUGAUUACCCCAGCCUGUCACAAGUCGCAGGUGCAACCAAGAAACAUUUCGAUCCCACCCCUCAUCUUUCCUAUGUGCGAAAUCUGCAACAACGACAGCCACCAAGGACAUUAAUUGAAAGAUUUGGCACAGGUUAUCAGGACUAUUUGCAAGCUCCUUUACAACCUUUGACCGUCAAUUUAGAGAGCAUUACCUACGAAGUAUUUGAAAAGGACCCCAUCAAGUACGAGUGGUAUGAAAGAGCAAUUACAAAGGCACUGAGAGAUUGGGCAGAUCAGAAGAAGCCUACCUCUCACCCUGAUGGCAAAGUCGUUGUUGCAGUUGUGGGUGCGGGCCGUGGACCGCUGGUAACACGUGCUCUCAAAGCCAGCGCUGCAGCAGGCGUCGAAAUUGACAUGUGGGCCGUUGAAAAGAACCAGAAUGCGUUUGUUUUGCUACAGCGACACAAUGACUAUAUUUGGAAUGGAAAGGUUACAUUGGUCCAGUCCGAUAUGCGAAGCUGGAAAGGGCCUCGCGUGAGAAAGCAAGCAGCAGACGAAGCUGAGGGUGAAGUAACCCAUGUUGAUAUCUUGGUAUCUGAGUUACUUGGCUCUUUUGCCGACAAUGAGCUCUCGCCCGAAUGUUUGGAUGGAGUAAAUGGUGUCAUAAACCCCGAGCAUGGCAUAUCCAUCCCGGCCUCCUACACGGCUCAUCUCACGCCAAUUUCCGCACCGAAGCUGCACUCUGAUGUCAUGAACCAGACUGUGACUAAUCCAGCAGCUCCAGAGAUACCCUACGUAGUCAUGCUCCAUGCCAUUGACUUCCUAUCCUCGGCGGAUUCACCUGCCAAUGCCGAGACGGGCAAUCAAAAUAUCGCAAACCGUUCCUCGACCUUGACAACGCCCACGACUGCAACAGAAUUUCCCGUACCCAACGUUCAAACCGCGUGGUCUUUCUCUCACCCUAACCCAAACACUACACCGCAAAAUCCUAUGCAAUCCACCAUCUCAAAUGCUCAUAACGUCCGCCGGACUAGGCUAGCUUUCCCUGUUCAGAACCGUGGCGCAUGUCACGGCCUAGCAGGGUACUUCGAGACUGUCCUCUACAAGGACGUCGAGCUUUCAACCAAUCCAGUGACAAUGGAUGCGAAAAGUGCUAGCAUGAUAAGCUGGUUCCCCAUUUACUUCCCCCUAAAGACUCCGCUCAACGUUCCUGAUAAUGGUGAGAUUGUUGUGACAAUGUACCGCCAGACAGACGACCGUAAGGUCUGGUACGAAUGGAUGGUGGAAGUAUUCGCCCUUCAACAAGUUUCCACCUCUUCAAACAAGACCACCUCUCCUUUAAUGAGUGGAGGUCGCUCAUCAUCUCCUAGUGUCGAAAGCCUAAAAAACAACGCAGGCCGACAAGGCUACCGCCGUGUUCGGGUUGGCCUGAGUGAGUUGCAUUCGAGUAUCAAAGACGGUUGCCUGAUGUGA